UUAUCAUGUGCCAGUAAACGUCAAGAAAUUAAGUGGGAUAUUUCUCUCAUUCUAAUCAUAACUUCUUCUUCUUCUUCCUUUUUUUCUUCUCUCAUCACAAUUUACUCACACAAAACAAUGGGUGUUCUUGAUCAUAUAUCUGAUAUGUUUGAUUGCUCUUCUGAACACUCAAAGCACAAAAGACGCAAACAAUUGCAGACAGUGGAGAUAAAAGUGAAGAUGGACUGUGAAGGGUGUGAGAGGAAAGUGCGAAGGUCUGUUGAGGGAAUGAAAGGAGUUUCAUCUGUAACAAUCGAGCCUAAACAGCACAAGCUGACAGUAGUAGGCUAUGUAGAUCCAGAGAAAGUUGUGGCUCGUGUAGCCCAUCGCACAGGUAAGAAGGCAGAGAUUUGGCCCUAUGUCCCAUACGAUGUCGUUGCUCAUCCUUAUGCACAGGGUGUCUACGAUAAGAAGGCUCCUGCUGGAUACGUGCGAAGAGAUGAUUUCCAAACGAACCAACUUGCUCGUGCUAGUUCUACUGAAGUUCGCUAUACUACUGCCUUUAGCGACGAGAAUCCUGCAGCCUGUGUGGUCAUGUGAACUAUAUUAUUAUGAAUCUACUACUCUGUUAUUGUUAAAUUUGGUUUGGUUUUGAUCAUACUCUUAAAUUUUAUCAUUAUUGUACGUACUGUAUUGAGUAUCCUGUUGUUGAAAGACAAAAUGGAGUACUGAAACUCGUUAAAUUGGCUGUUUACCGUAGAUUGCAGGGAGUAAGAAAACUGUACAUGUCAAGUGAUUUCUUUGUCAUUGAACUUUUCUGUUUACAA
Solanum pennellii is the source of this 806-nucleotide messenger RNA. RefSeq names its product heavy metal-associated isoprenylated plant protein 26-like. Gene Ontology annotation, molecular function: metal ion binding. NCBI's taxonomy places the organism in Eukaryota, Viridiplantae, Streptophyta, Magnoliopsida, Solanales, Solanaceae. The transcript is spliced from 2 exons. Bases 118 to 579 code for a protein of 153 amino acids. The record is from RefSeq and is a predicted model, not a curated record.